Molecule: messenger RNA, 3464 nt
Organism: Cydia fagiglandana
Lineage: Eukaryota; Metazoa; Arthropoda; Insecta; Lepidoptera; Tortricidae
Product: zinc finger protein 431-like
Exons: 6
Coding region: 93-1826 (577 amino acids)
Biological process (GO): regulation of transcription by RNA polymerase II
Cellular component (GO): nucleus; chromosome
Molecular function (GO): chromatin insulator sequence binding; zinc ion binding
Source: RefSeq, a predicted model, not a curated record
UUGUAAAAUCGAAAUAUGAGAAAUCUUUACAUUUUAAGUAGAUUUUAAUCAGAUAUUGUUUUGUACUUCGAACUAAUGACAUAACAAACACGAUGGAUUUAUCGACUGUGUGCCGAUGUUGCUUGUCCCAAGGCUUGGUAAAGAACUUAUACUCUAACUAUGUGUGGCUGGACACCCCCGAAAUAUAUGCGGAUAUGCUGCAGGGAUGUUUCAAUAUUACCCUGGCCAAGUUGGAGAACGGGAACAUCUGCGAGGACUGCAUCUUGCAGCUGCGGAGCGCCGUGCGCUUCAGGGAGCAGGUGCUGGUCUCCGAGCGGGAGUUCCUCAAGCAGAUACAGGCUUGUGUGGAUAAUGAAAAGAAGCCAUUUGAAGUGAAGGUGGAGCCAAAAAAUGAACUCUCUUUCGACUACGACUCCGAUGACUACUUCCUGGCGGAUACAGUCAGAGAAGUUCCCGUGGAAGUGAUCAUGCCAGAAGCCCGGGAGGUCAAGAAGAAGGCCGUUCCGCCGAAGAAGCCCCUCAAGGAGGGGGAGCGCGCCAGGAAGAUCAGGACGCUCGUCAACAGGCUCGCCUCUUCCAUGAAUUCAUGCGAGCUCCCAGACAUAACCACUCUAAAAAAGAAAGACAUAAACCAGAUCAUCAAGACGGGACGCAAGCAACCCAGACCGGCCGCCCGCACGGGGUCCAGCCGGCCGGUCCCCCGCGAGAGGAUCGACCUCGCGUCCCUGACCUCCUGGGCCUCACGGGUCAAAACCGACAAGAACAAACACAGAGCUAACCUCCAAACCAUACUCACUUACUCUAACGCUGUACCGUUCAAAAACAAGACACUUUUAGGCUUCAUGUGUGGCUAUUGCGACGAACGUUUCAUCGACCCGGUUGAUUUAAGAUCUCACACCGAAAAAGAUCAUAAGAAAGACCGCUUGGACUUCAAAUCUACAUUCGAUAUGACGGAGUACAAUGUGAAAUUAGACGUAGGAGACCUAAAUUGCACUUUGUGCGAUGAAAAAAUGGACAAUUUAAGCGUUCUGAAGACCCAUUUAGUUAAGGUACAUAAUAAAACUAUUUAUAACGAUAUUAAAGAUCAUAUAUUGCAGUUUAAGCUUAAGAAAGGUGAUGUGUAUGACUGCGCGCUGUGUACGUCGACUUACGAGACUUUUAAGAUGCUAAAACAGCAUAUGAACAAGCAUUAUGCGAAUUAUACUUGUAAAAAAUGUGACACCGCCUUCGCUACUAAGCGGUCUUUGAAUUCACACCGAUCUACUCAUCUGGAAGGCAGCCAUAAGUGCCCGCACUGUGAUAAGGUGUUUGCUAGCAAAUCUAAACAGCAUUACCAUGUGAAAACUAAGCAUUUAGGUUCAAGAAACGUCUCAAACUGUCCGUUCUGUAAUGAGGCAUUCCGGAGUUACUACCAGCGGAAUCAACAUUUGGUCAAAGUACAUAAUUCAGAAGCUAAAUACAAAUGUAAUGUUUGCGAUAAAGCUUAUAUAUUGAAGAGUUUACUUAUGUACCAUAUAAAAAAGACUCACCUAAUGGAAAGGAACUGCCAGUGUACCGAAUGUGGUUACAAGUUCUUUAGUAAGAAAGCGCUGAAUGCCCAUAUGGUGAAACAUACCGGGGAAAGGAAAUAUUCGUGUGAAGUUUGCCACAAGUCUUAUGCGAGGAAGUAUACGCUGCGCGAACACAUGAGGAUACAUAAUAAUGAUAGACGGUUCAAGUGUGACGUUUGCGCCAUGACUUUUGUGCAGAAGUGUAGUUUGAAAAGUCACCUGCUGUCGAAUCAUGGCAUUAGUAUGGCUGCUUGCGAUAUUGCCUCUACCGAAUAGUGUAUUUGACAAAGAGAAUAGAGUGAAUAGAGACGGAUUGUCAAAGUAAAUUAUGUAGCCACUGUACAUUUACUGCCGUCUUUCGACAGAACAUACAAACUGUUAGAACGCCAUUUGACUUUGAUCCUUAUUCUUUGACUGAUAUAAGUGAUAUAUGUUAACUUAUUAAAUAUUAAUAUUAACGCCAUCUACUCGACUAUAGGCCAAUAGGCCAAAGGUAUGGUGCAAUCUUUUCGAGCGAUGGCGCCAUAACCUUCAGCCUACUCUCGAGUAGAUGGCGUUAACAUUAAUAUUUAACAAGUUAACACAUAUCAGUGAAAGAAUAAUGAUCAAAGUCAAAUGGCGUUCUAACAGUUUUAAUCGUCUGUCGAAAGAUGGCAGUAAAUGUACUGUAGCUACAUAAUUUACCAUGACAGUAACUCUCUAUUUCAAAUUCUCUUUGGUAUUUGAUAAUCGUUUAAAAGCCACGCCUACCGUACGCGGCGCGGCAUUAUGAACCUUGUACGAAUGCACGAAGGCUGAUAUUCGGCUGUAGCCAGUGGGGAGACACUUCUCACUUCGGGCAAACUCGGCUCAGCAUUGCUCCGAGCAAUUAUUAGGGUUUGACGUCCUUUUGCGUGCACGACCACAGAUAAGAUAAUGACUUGAAUUUUGACAACCCUAAAUGGCCGAAAGGGAUAGUGCCAUACAUUAGAAAGAGAAAGCAUGAUUGGCCCCUGAAUCGCUGUCAAAGUUCGGUUUUGUAGGAUUCUGUACGGUAGUACUAUUAUUUAUUCUGUGCUGUAACCGCGCGCCUCUGGGCUAUAACCGCGAAAAUCGAAGUUCGCAAAUUGCGGGUAUCUUUCUCUUUUACUCCAAUGACGGCGUAAUUAGAGUGACAGAGAAAAAUCCCCGCAAUAUGCGAAUUUCGGUUUUCGCGGUAGCCCCUCAGAUGACAUUUUUGUGGUCAAAGGGUCACUCUUAAGUAUUCGACUUUGAGAAGCCGACACAAUAACAUUCUUAUAGGAAUAUUGCCAAUAUUGCCAUAAUUCCUAUGUAACUUUUUAAUUUUCGUUACGAAUAGAACAAUCGAAUGUCUUGGAAUGGCCCUGUCAUGACAUGAGCACUUCGUUCAUCAACUCCAUAUUACUUAUCCUAUGGCCCAAGGUCCUAUCAAUAGUACUAAAUCAUUCCGAUGAAAUUUAAACCAUAUUUAAAUAGGAAUAGAGUUGCAAUUGUUUUGUUUCGUUCAAUUUUCAAACAAAACAAACAUAGCUCUAUUCCCUGCAUUAUAGGUUCAAAUUUCAGUGGCAAAUUUUGGAUAUUUCAUUUGUAUGGCAGGGCCUUAGGAGGAUAUGGACAGCGCGGCAGUAUGUCACUCUUGUAAUAUAAACGGUCGUAUUACAUAUAAAAAGUACAUUAAUUAUACCUAAGUAUAUGUUGUAAUGUAAUUCACUUGAAUUUUUUUUUUACUUAUAAUGGCUGUUGUAAAUAAGUGUAAGAAUAUUUUACUUUAUUAUGUUAUUAAUAUAAUUUUGUUAAGAUUAAGGGUGGUAUUGGUAUGCCAUGUGUCCAAUGUCAGUGCGCCUUGAAUAAAUGUGAGACGCAAUACACAUUGGACAAAGAAAUUGAUUAGGUGGAAUAUCACCCUAAGCCACA